CUUAUGCAACGACUCGCUGCUGCGCUUCGACUCUCAACCCCAACACACAUCGCUACCAGACGCACAAUCAUGUCCGGCCCCUCGCAGAUCACCCUCCCCUCGCCUGCCGACUUUCACGUCCAUGUGCGCCAGGGCGCCAUGAGCGAGCUCGUCACCCCGCACGUCGCGCAGGGCGGUAUCCGCACCGCGUACAUCAUGCCCAACCUCGUCCCUCCUCUCACCAAGACCGAGGCCGUCCUCGCGUACAAGAAGGACCUGGAGCGCAUCGCACCCAAGACCGAGUUCCUCAUGACCCUCUACCUCCACCCCGAGGUCACGCCCGAGGAGAUCCGCAAGGCCGCCAAGGCCGGCAUCAGCGGCGUCAAGUCGUACCCCCGUGGCGUCACGACCAACUCGUCGUCGGGUAUCGAAGACUAUGGCGUCUACUACCCCGUCUUCAAGGCCAUGGAGGAGGAGGGCCUCGUCCUCAACCUCCACGGUGAGGUACCCUCGGACGACGAGAAGAACAUCUCCAUCCUCAACGCCGAGAAGCACUUCCUCGAGCACCUCCGCAAGCUCGCGGCCGACUUCCCUAAGCUUCGCAUCGUCCUCGAGCACGUCACGACCUCCGAGGCUGUCGAGUGCGUCAAGUCGCUCCCCGCCAACGUCGCGGCCACCAUCACUGCCCACCACCUGUGGCUCACGAUCGACACGGUCGCCCCCCAGCCCCACCACUUCUGCAAGCCCCUCGCCAAGGAGCCCAAGGACCGCAAGGCUCUUCAGGACGCCAUCAAGAGCGGCAACCCCAAGUUCUUCCUUGGCUCCGACUCGGCUCCCCACCCCAGCGCCUCCAAGGCCCCCUCAAUCUCGGAAUCGGGCGAGCUCCACGCGUGCGCUGCCGGCUGCUACACGUCGCCUUACCUCGUUCCCCUUGUCGCUACCCUGCUCGAGUCGUUUGGCGCCCUUGACAAGCUCGCUGGCUACGUUUCCGAGCACGGCCGUGCCUUCUACAAGGUCCCUGCGAAGGCUGGGGACGAGCUCACGCUCCGCCGCCCUGCCACUGCCGUCAAGGUUCCUGCGCGCCUCGACGGUGCCGAGGGCAUCGAGGUGGUUCCCUUCUGGGCCGGCAAAGAGCUCGGCUGGGAGAUUGUCAACUAGACGGGGAGGUAUGUGGAAGCUGCAGGGUUGAGGAGGAGGGAGGGAGCCUCUUGGUAGACAUCAAAACGCAUUGAGAGUUGGAGUUGUUUAAUAUGCAUCGGUUGUGAGCUUG
Molecule: messenger RNA, 1249 nt
Organism: Vanrija pseudolonga
Lineage: Eukaryota; Fungi; Basidiomycota; Tremellomycetes; Trichosporonales; Trichosporonaceae
Gene: PYR3
Product: Dihydroorotase
Exons: 5
Coding region: 4-1137 (377 amino acids)
Biological process (GO): pyrimidine nucleotide biosynthetic process; 'de novo' pyrimidine nucleobase biosynthetic process
Cellular component (GO): cytoplasm
Molecular function (GO): dihydroorotase activity
Source: RefSeq, a predicted model, not a curated record